Molecule: messenger RNA, 2263 nt
Organism: Macrobrachium nipponense
Lineage: Eukaryota; Metazoa; Arthropoda; Malacostraca; Decapoda; Palaemonidae
Product: cytochrome P450 2L1-like
Exons: 11
Coding region: 363-1877 (504 amino acids)
Biological process (GO): xenobiotic metabolic process
Cellular component (GO): intracellular membrane-bounded organelle; cytoplasm
Molecular function (GO): iron ion binding; heme binding; oxidoreductase activity, acting on paired donors, with incorporation or reduction of molecular oxygen, reduced flavin or flavoprotein as one donor, and incorporation of one atom of oxygen
Source: RefSeq, a predicted model, not a curated record
UCGCUGGCUCGCUGCCUUUAUUUUCUCGGGCUAACAUUACAGUAUGUUAAUACUGGUGCACAUUAAUUAAGGACAUGUUAUUUCUUUGUUGUCUGUCGCUGUGGAGUUGUGUCGAAUCGUUUGAAACUAGGGUUGAAUCCCAGGAAUGAAUUUGAGUGGAAAUAUAACUAUUUUUUCAUGAAAGCAACGUUAUUUGUGUCUGCUAAACAGUGAUCAUACAGUGGGUGGGUUGGUUUCUUCAUUCUCAUCAUGUGUAUUAUGUUACCAUUCUGGCGUGAAGAUAGUUAUUGAGGAGUGUUUAUGAGAGUCUUCUUUCGAGAGAAAUACCCCUUAAACAAAAGAAAUUCAUUCUUUCUGAGGACAUGCUGACAGUAGAGUUUCUGGCCCUCGUAGGGGUCAUCAUCUUUCUGGUCUGGAUCCUCUGCAAAAAACCAGCAGGUUUGCCACCAGGACGCUGGGGACUACCUCUAGUUGGUUACAUUCCUAUGAAAAACAAGUACAUUGAUGACCUCCUCAAGGAUUUCCAGAAUCAGUUUGGAGACAUGUAUAUAUGGCGAGUGGGAACCCAAGUACUGCUCUUCGUUCAUGACUAUAAUCUUGUUCGACAAAUUUUUUCCAGCCAGGAUUUUGUAGACAGACCAGACUGGGUCAUAUUUAAAGGCAAUGAAAAAACAGCUCUAGGUAUCGCCUUCAGCAACAAUCCCAUCUGGCAAGCAAAUCGUCGCUUCAGCCUUCAUCAGCUGAAGGACCUGGGCAUGGGGAAGUCUAGUCUCGCUUUAGCCGUGCAGACGCAGGCUUCCAAACUGGUGGAGGCGCUGAAGGAAGAGGCGGGAGAACCAGCGCCGAUCCCGGCAGCCCUCAAUACAGCGGUAGUUAAUAUCAUCUGGCAGAUGGUUGCUAAUAAGCAGUUUGAGAAAGAUGAUCCCCGUUUACUGGAAUUCAAACGUUUAAUUGAAGAAUUCGGAGCUUCUGGCUCGGCAAUGAUCAUUCCAGACAUUUUCCCAUGGUUGAGGACCAUCCUCCCGAAUUUCCUUCUACGCAAAUUCCUGCGAAUGGACCUGUUUGAAGAGGUUCUUGAAAAGUUUCUUGCUUACUUUGAUGAAUUGGUAGAAGAACAUCGAGCAGCUUUGGAUCCAGACGACCCUAAAGAUUUGAUAGAUUCUUAUCUCAUCGAGAUGGAUAACAGUCAGAACAACACCAGCUUCAGAAGUGCUUUUCCUUCUCUCUCGUCAGUGAAGGAUUUAACGUACCUCAUUUUUGACAUGUUUGUCGCUGGUAGUGACACAACAGUCAACACCCUAAAGUGGAUCUUCUUGUAUCUGGCUGACAACCCUGACGUCCAGCAGAGGUUACAGGAAGAAAUAGAUGCCGCCCUGCCCAAAGACACGUUGCCCACAAUGGAUGAUAGGUCAAAAUUGCAAUAUACGGAAGCUGUCAUCAACGAAGCUUUGAGGAAAUCUGCAUUAGCUAACACAGGUUUGCAACAUGUGGCCUCCAAGGAUACCCAGUUGUUUGGUUAUAGAAUUCCCAAGGGCACCAUCUGCAUGGCCUCCAUCGAUUCCAUCCACCAUGACCCACGCUACUGGGACGAACCACUGAAGUUCAGGCCAGAGAGAUGGAUAGAUGCUGACGGCAAAGUUAUCAUGAAGAAGGAAGGAUUUCUGCCCUUCAGUUUAGGCAAGCGCAACUGCAUAGGAGAAAGCCUGGCUCGUCUGGAGUUGCUGAUUUUCACAGCCGCUGUUUUACGCUCGUUCAGCAUCUCGCCACCAGAGGGGGAGACGAUCGACUUGCGACCGGACCCAAACAACCAACUCGGCCAUGAUCCCAUUAAGCAAGAUGUCAUUUUCACACUUAGGGAAAAUAAAGAUAAAGCUUAAUUAAGUCGUGUAAAAACUGACAAAGAGUCUUAAGUUGCUUUGGGUUCGCAGCCGAAUAAUUAACUUUCAGUUUAUCAAUGGACCGACUUACAUCCUAGGGAUGUGCCACUGUGAAUCAAAGUAAUUGAUGGUAAUAUUGCGUUCCUUCUCCUAGGUUUUACGUACUGGAAAUUUCCCGAAACCGUUAUUAAUGCAAGGAAGAUGCUGCUUUCCAGAAUUGAUGCAUAUGAAUGGAUGUAUUCCCCUUUUUAAAAUGGUCUAACCUGUUUUUCUAGAAAAGAAAUUCAACCUUUUCCAAUAUUGUUCGUAAUUGCAUUCAUACGUUAUUAGCUUGUUAUUCGUAGUGCUACUAAUACUUUAUACUAUAUAUAUAUAUAUAUAUAUAU